GCAGGCAGUGAUGGCCAGAGCAUUGGCAACUGUCCAUUCUCCCAGCGCCUCUUCAUGGUGCUGUGGCUUAAAGGAGUCACGUUCAACGUCACCACCGUGGACAUGAAGAGGUCUGUCUAAUGCCUAUCAAUCUGUAUUUAUAUUACAUAUACAUUUAUAUUACAUUUGCACAUGUUUAAGAUACUUCUCACUCCCUCUCAUGCUGUCAUUGUUUCCCUUUUUCCCUCUGUCAUUUUUCUCUCUCUUGAUAGGAAACCAGACAUCCUUAAGGACCUGGCCCCUGGUGCUCAGCCCCCCUUCCUGCUGUAUGGGACGGAGGUGAAAACCGACACCAACAAGAUAGAAGAGUUCCUGGAGGAGAACCUGUCCCCUCCAAAGUAAUCACUCCUUCCAUCAUUAUAUCCUUAUUCCAUCCUCUGAUCAUACCAUCAGACAGUUAUGCUGCUACUUGCAUCAAGCAAAGUUUCAUAUCCUUCCAGGUCUAUGUUCAUAGGCGGGGCGUGAAUUUCAAGGUUGAGGAAGCUCAUUUUCACCAUAAAAAUGCACCUUUAUAAUAAAGCAUUCCAUGCACCUAUCAUCACAUUUCCAGACUUAUGUAAGAUAGCCUACUAUUCUGAGUAGAUUGGAUAGUCAUAAUUUAGGCUAAUAAUAUAAAUCAAUCACUGUUCGCUAAAAAUACCCUUCAAUGCAUGGCUGAGCGUGUUGUGGCGUAGAGUAGGCCUAGGCUAUAGGCUAUAUCAGAUACGUUUCUUCUCCUUUCUUUGCACUGGAAAAAAAUGUGGCCUUUUAUAAACACAUUUCAUUUCAAUUCUACUAAACUUUAUAUGACUGGAGAAAUUAACAUAAUAUUUUUGAAUAAGACAAACAUUACAUAAAGGCCUAUAGGCUACUGCUGACACUGACAAACAGAUCAAUAAAAAUGACCUUGUCUACAACCAUCUAAUCUAGGCCUAUGAAAAGGGGAGACAGACAUUAUACAAUAUGAAGUCCAUCUAACCUGGAGGAGGAAAUUAUUGUCCAAAAACAAACUUUUAAGUUGCACUGACCCAAUGAUAAAGAGUGAAUGUGCGUACUCACCGGGGAUAAGGACGAUGCUCUCUUCUGGUGCCAAUAAGAUAGGCUACUGUUUGCUCAAAUUGAGAAUUUUGAUAACUAAAAGAUAGAUUAGAGUAUUUUCAUUGUCUUCUCUUUUCUAUGUUAUCCCGCAAUUGUAUUUUGAAAUAUUGCGAUAUGCCUGAGCCUAUUUUAGCUGUUUUUCACUGACAGUCACAACUCAACAAUCAUCUAUUUGGUAUUUAAAUGCGCGCGCUGCCCAAAUUGCGGGCCUUCCGACUGUAGGCUAUGCGCUUGUGAUUUAAAACAAUCCACAGCUUAUUUUUUUAGAAUCUAAUGAUGAUCUGGGGCCAAAUCAUGCUUUCAGGUGUACUAGCAUAUUUUGAAUGAUUUUAUUUAUUUCUGUAUAGACAGAAGUAAUUAUAUAAUUUUGGCAAUUUAAUUCAAUUUACUGUAGGAGAAGCUUAGCUUCCUUUGUAGAAUCAUUUGUAUCUGUUGUUUGCCUCUGUAGAGUAUGUUGAUAGGUUAUGUACUGUACUUGCAUGUAGGCUAUUGAUACUUUAUGUAUUUAACAUUACUUCUUAUGUUCCUCUCUGAAGACAAUAUGCUUUCUCCCAUGAUAUCUUGCUGACUGAAAGAACCUCAGGUCUGCUAGAUGCCAAAUUUGUAAUGCGUCCUCCACCCCCUUCACAGAUACCCCCGCAUGGCUUCCAGGAACCCUGAGUCUAACACAGCCGGCCUGGACGUGUUCUCUAAGUUCUCGGCCUACAUCAAGAAUUCAAACCCCCAGCUCAAUGACAGUGAGUGACAAUGACAAAUCAGGAUGAACUGAGCCCGACCAGUCAUGUACAAAAACACUAUUGCAUGUUAACAAGCACCUACAAGAACUCCCACAAUCUGUCUCUGUAUUCCAGAGCAGCAGGGAGUGUCUUUGUUAAUGGUAUUAUGCUCUGAGCUUUGCGUCUCUUCCCAAACUGGUUGCCUGUUGUCUUGUAUUUUUAGCAGCGCUUUCAGAAGUACAGUGAAAAGUACACACUAAGAUAUGCAUUUGUCACACGCAAUGAGUCAAAAAGGACAUUUUAAAUUACUCUUUAACUCAACAAUUUACAAUUGUGCCUCAAGUCCUCAAUUAUGUUUUUGUUCAAAUAAUUCAAGUAAUUCUAUUUCUAUGGGUGUUACGUCAUAUUUCCUUUGUAUUGUGCAUUGUUUCAUGGUGCAGCACAUUCAAUUCCUUCUUUCAGAGGUUUGUUUCAGUAUAAUUACAGGGAGCUCUAUGAAGGCUUUACUUGCAUGAUACUAGUGAGGAGCUUUAGCUAUGCUCAUACUACAGUUUGUUUAUGUACGUGUCAGGCUUAAUCAAUGUGUUGUACUUUGUGUGUUCUCCGUGUCGUCAGACCUAGAGAAAGGCCUGCUCAAGGCCCUGAAGAAGCUAGAUGACUACCUCGGCUCCCCACUUCCUGAGGAGAUUGACGAGAAUAGUGCUGAUGAUGUCACUUCUUCCUCCCGCCCCUUCCUGGAUGGGCAGGACCUCACUCUGGCCGACUGCAACUUGCUGCCGAAGCUGAACAUUGUCAAGGUAAUCCUUUGUUUUAAGCCCUGCUUGUGGCCUAGUGUGAAGUCCAUAAUCAAAUCAGUAUUAAUUGGGGUUGGUGGACCACUUGUGAGCUAAAUGCUCCCACAUGUACAGUAUUAACUUCAGUGCAAACUGCAAAGUAAGAACACAAGAGCAUAUUUAUAAAAGUGUUUAGGCAGAUCCAAUGGGAUCUUUUGAUAAUUCUUUUUUGGACUGUAAACAUUUAUUGGCUAUAACUGUUACCUUUCUUGUCUUUACUUUUUUGUAUCAUACUUUUAUUUUGGUUAUUCACCAAAGACACCCACCAAAGACAUUUGCAUACAUUUGCAUGUUCAGGAAUUUGACUCUGUGAAAUGGUGCUGCCACAAUAAACAGAAUAUACAGACAGGCACAAUAAACAAACUAUAUGGAUACAAUACACUAUAUAUACAAAGGUAUGUGGACACCCCUUCAAAUUAGUGGAUUCGGCUAUUUCAGUCACACCCGUUGCUGACAGGUGUAUAAAAUCGAGCACACAGCCAUGCAAUCUCCAUAGACAAACAUUGGCAGGAGAAUGGCCUUACUGAAGAGCUCAGUGACUUUCAACAUGGCACCGUCAUAGGAUGCCACCUUUCCAAUAAAUCAGUUCGUCAAAUUUCUGCCAUGCUAAAGCUGCCCCGGUCAACUGUAAGUGCUGUUAUUCUGAAGUGGAAACGUCUAGGUGCAACAACGGCUCAGCCGCGAAGUGGUAGGCCACACAAGCUCACAGAACGGGACUGCCAAGUGCUGAAGCGCAUAGCACAUAAAAAUCGUCUGUCCUCGGUUGCAACACUCACUACCGAGUUCCAAACUGCCUCUGGAAGCAACGUCAGUACAAGAACUGUUCGUUGGGAGCUUCAUGAAAAGGGUUUCCAUGGCUGAGCAGCCGCACACAAGCCUACCAUCACCAUGCGCAAUGCCAAGCGUCGGCUGGAGUGGUGUAAAGCUCGCCACCAUUGGGCUCUGGAGAAGUGGAAGUGCAUUCUCUGGAAGGAUGAAUCACGCUUCACCAUCUGGCAGUCCGACGGACGAAUCUGGGUUUGGCGGAUGCCAGGAGAAUGCUACCUGCCCCAAUGCAUAGUGCCAACUGUAAAGUUUGGUGGAGGAGAAAUAAUGGUCUGGGGCUGUUUUUCAUGGUUUGGGCGAGGCCCUUUAGUUCCAGUGAAGGGCAAUCUUAACGCUACAGCAUACAAUGACAUUCUAGACGAUUCUGUGCUUCCAACUUUGUGGCAACAGUUUGGGAAAGGCCCUUUCCUGUUUCAGCAUGACAAUGUGUAUAUAGACGCAGAAUUUACAGACUACACUAUGAACACUAUAAUCUACAUUAGAACUAUGCAUGUAGAGAUAUACAGUAUGAAUAAAAAUAAUGUUACAGGAUGAUGUGCAAUGGGGGAAAUUACAUCUAUCUCUCCGUUCAUUCUCUUUUUUUCUCUCUCCCUGUCCAAUCCUCAGGUGGUGUGUCUGAAGUAUCGUACUUUCUCCAUCCCUAAGUCUCUCUCCAACCUGUGGCGGUACCUGGACGCUGCGUACGCCCGUGAGGAGUUCUCCUCUACCUGCCCCAACGACACAGAGAUACACAUCGCCUACUCAGCCGUGGCUAAAGCACUUAAGUAGGAGGAGAAGGGGAUUCCAUCAGUCACACACACCAGUGAAUACACACCUACACACAUACCUGUACAGACAUCCUACACACCCACCUACGCACAUACACACACACACUAAUGCGCUCAGACACACAUAUUAUUCAACAGCCUUGCUUUAGAACAGGAAAUCAAUAUUACUGU
Messenger RNA from Coregonus sp. 'balchen', 4428 nucleotides. NCBI's taxonomy places the organism in Eukaryota, Metazoa, Chordata, Actinopteri, Salmoniformes, Salmonidae. The record is from the annotation of a GenBank genome assembly.